AUGACGACGUAUGCAAAGCUCAUGGAUGACCCGAUAGGAAUUACGAAGAGAAAGAAAAACCCGAAAAUUAGAAUAGGAACAUGGAAUGUUCGAGGAACAUAUAGCGAAGGAAAACACAAACAAAUAGUUCAAGAAUUACAAAGGUAUAAUAUAGAUGUAGCAGCUAUACAAGAGACGAAACAAAAAGGCAAAUUCAUCACUGAAAUAGACAACUACAUAUUAUUUAAUAGCGGAAUUGACAACAGAGAACUAGGAACAGGAUUCAUGGUGAAGAAGAGCCUGAAAGGAGCAGUAAUUACCUUCAAAUCAAUCUCAGAAAGAAUGAGCUAUAUAAGAUUGAGAAGAGACGCCAACGCAAUGAUAGGUAAAGAGAAUUGCUACAGGCCAACAAUCGGGAAAGAAAGCAAACACCAAAAAACAAAUGAAAAUGGAGAAAAACUGAUAGAGUAA
Molecule: messenger RNA, 450 nt
Organism: Zophobas morio
Lineage: Eukaryota; Metazoa; Arthropoda; Insecta; Coleoptera; Tenebrionidae
Exons: 2
Coding region: 1-450 (149 amino acids)
Molecular function (GO): catalytic activity
Source: RefSeq, a predicted model, not a curated record